Messenger RNA from Spinacia oleracea (spinach), 6644 nucleotides. RefSeq lists its product as uncharacterized. The record is from RefSeq and is a predicted model, not a curated record. The transcript is spliced from 5 exons. Bases 1066 to 1827 code for a protein of 253 amino acids. Lineage: Eukaryota; Viridiplantae; Streptophyta; Magnoliopsida; Caryophyllales; Amaranthaceae.
UUCAGCGGCGUCCUGUUUAUCUCAGGAGUGCUAGAAAGUUAAAACAUCCUCUUCUGGGUUAUACGGAGUAUACAAAUUUUUCAAACAGACGGACUGACCGUCAGACCACCCGACCCAUGAGUGGGUCGCGGGUCAGUUCUCGGAUCGUGGGUUGUCAUCGGAGUUGUGUAUAAAUUCUGUUUUUGGAAGUUAUUUGUUCCAUUUUCAAAUCACCGCUUAUUCAUUUUCUCUCUCUUCACAACUGCUCUGCCUCUCUUUCUCCUCAAACUCUCCGUCUCUCCGGACCUCAUCGCCGCCGCCCGUCCGGACCUCAACAUCGGCGCUGUCCACUUCCUCGUCGCCGCCGAUUUUCACUUCCUUUUCGCUGCCGCCGUCUUCUUCCUCUUCGUUGUCGCUGUCCUCUUCCUCUUCGUUGCCGUUGUCCACUUCCUCGUGUUGUCUCAGAGGUUUUCGACUGGUGUUUGACUGGUUGUUGUUCCUCUACUCUAUUGCUGCAUAAUUUAUCCUUCAUUCAUCUUUGUUUCAGUUCACAAAAUGAGGUCGAAAAACGCUAACAAACCAUCUGAUUAUCAUGAUGCUGGGAAGUCGAGUCAAGAUGUGGAAGCUAGUGCGAGGCCGAGUGAAGAUAUUCCAGCUAGUCCAAAGCUGAGUGCAGAUGAGAGGAAAGUAGGAAGAGGGUCAAAGAAGUCCAAAGUUAAAUUAGAAUAUACGGAAGAUGGCGGGGAAGUUGUAGAGUUGGAUAGGGGUUACAAACUAAGUUGUAGACCAGAGGUGUUGAUUAAUCUUCUUGAUAUUAUAAAGAAGAAUGAUAACAAAGUGAAAGCUAUUAAAGAAAUUGGUUUUGGUGGUUUGUUGAGUAUUCGACUUCAUGACAUCAACACACGCCUUGUUCCAUGGCUACUUCAGAAUUUUAAUUGUGUUGGUCAUAUGCUCUAGUUUAGAAAAAAUCAUAAUGCUCAGUUAUAUGACUAUGAUGUCUAUUACGUCUUUGGCUUGUCAUGGAACAAGGAUGUUGAUGUUUAAGAGACGCCAAGAAAGCGGGUUGAAGGAGAUGCCAACCAUGCAAUGAUUCAGAGAUGGAAUGAGAAGUUCCACAAGAAACCAACUGUGCAGGCUCCCACCUUGGCGAAGUUGGAAUUUUUUUUGACAACAAAUGAGUGUGGAGAUGAAUUUAAACGUGCCUUUGUGGUAUAUGUUUUAGGUGUCUUUUUGGCUCCUACGUCUAACCGUUUGUUAGACAUCAAAGUUCUCAAGGCUGUUGAGGAUGUUUCACAGAUUGUGAAACAAUGUUGGUGUAAAUAUGUGUUACACCACCUUGGUUCGGCUGUCGAGAGGUGGAAAGAGAGCGCCAAGAAUGACAAAGUUGGUGGCUGUCUUCUAUUUUUGGAGAUAACUUAUCUCCAAAGGUCGUUAUUUCGGGGUGUAGUCCCCCCUAAGGAAAUCCCACUUGUUCAACAUUGGAAUGAUGAACAAGUGACUGAACGUCUGGUCCCCGAGGAGAAGAUGGGUUUUGGGGUAACUUUUGUUGAUAUAACCAGCUAUCCCGUGUCUAAGACUUUUGAUGAUUUGUUAGGGGGUCUUAACCCUAUCAAACUCGAGGUUCCUGAAGCUCCUGCUGCUCCUGCUGCUUCUGCUAAACCUUCGGAAUGUGCACCGGAUAAUUCCCAAGCUGAUCGAAGCAGGAUUAUUGAGUUCCAUAUUCCGGAAAGUCUUCAAACUGAUGCUGAAAUUCAAGAUACCUGUGAUGAUGUAAGUCGUGAUUAUGUUCAUAUUUAUUUUUGUUGUAUUGUUUUUUUUAAUGAAUCUUGUUACUUCCUCCGUUUUUGAAAGUUCUUUACGCUUUGGAAUACGUGUCCAAAACAUGAAAACUUUGUCCGUAAAUUAUCACUAUUAUAUACAUCAAAACGUUACAUGUAAAAUCUUGUUGGAUUGGUCUCGAUAUGUAUUUUCAUAAUAUCAACUUUUUAUAAUUUUUUCACGUACGAAAUUGGAUAUAUUAGUAGUUAAAUAUUGCAUUGGAGUCCGUGCAAAUAGUAACUGUAAAGAACUUUCUGAAACGGAGGUAGUAAUAGUUAACCUCUUUUGUCAAUUAGUUAACCUUUUUUUUUCAACUAGUAAACCUUUUUUUUCAAUUAGUUAACCUAUUUCACCAAUAGUUAACCUUUUGCUUAAAUUAGUUAACUUUUUACAGCAAUUAGUUAACUUUUUCCAUCAAUUAGUUAACAAAUGUUACUUGUUUUAUGAAUUAGUUAACCUAUUUCAGCAAUUAGUUAUUUUAUUUCAUCAAUUAGUUAACUAUUUUUUCUCUAUAAGUUAACUUAUUUUUUUAAUGAAUCUUUCCAAUAGUUUUAUAUUCAUCAUUUCAUCAAUUAGUUAACUUAUUUCAUCAAAUAGUUAACCUUUUUCCUUCAAAUAGUUAACCUUUUCUUUCAAAUAGUUAACUUUUUACAGCAAUUAGUUAACUUAUUUGUUUUAUGAAUUAGUUAACCUAUUUCAUCAAUUAGUUAUCUUUUUCCAUGAAUUAUUUAAUUAUUUAGAUAAUUCAAUUAGUUAACUAUUUAGCUGUUGUUUUCUUUCCUAAUUUUUUUUUGUGUGAAGGAAUUGCAAUUAGCAAUGAAAAUAUAUUUCCGUGAUUUAUAUGUUGUGUCCAGUUUCCGUAAGGACCGUAUAAAUCUGUUAAAGAGUAGGCGACAAGAAUUGUCAGACAGUCCAGGAUAUAAUGAUUCUAUGUUUUUGGAGAUUAUUGACUCAAUUGUUGCCUAUGCUGAACACUUGAAAAAAGAAAACAAUAUUUUUGAUGAUGAUGCUCGUUGUGAUAACGCUGGUGGUGGUUCUGUUGAGAAGUCUCCUUCUCAUGUUGGUGCUGGUGAUAAGGGUCCCGGUGAUAAGGGGCCUGGUGAUAAGGGUCCAAUUCAGAAGAAUGUUAUUGGUUCUGAAAAUGUUGCUACCAAAGCUGCUGAACCUGAACGAAAAGCUAGGAGUUUUUAUAGCAGUCUUCCCAUUGGUUCUGCUACAGAAGACGUGCACUGCAUAUCUGACUUAAUGGAGAGAUUUCCAAAGACCCUCGGUCGUCUGAGGAAACUAGAAAAAGAAGUUAUUGAUUUCUGUUUCUUGGAUGAUGAGGUACUUGAUCAAAGGUAAGUUAACAUUUAGUUAUAUUUUGACAUAAAUUAGUUAACUAUAUAUGUCAUUUAGUUAAGAUUUUUCAUGAAAUAUUUUACAUAAUUCAUUAUUUUACUUAUUUAUUUGUUUUAAUUUUUGUGUAACAGGGUUGAAAUUUUUGUUUUUGGGAUGCUUCACAAAAUAACAAGGGAGGAAGUCUUCCCUGGGAUGCACUCAGGAACCAAACAUUGCACUUCCUCCCUUGUUAUUUUGUGAAGCAUCCCAAAAACAAAAAUUUCAGCCUUGUUACACAAAAAUUAAAACAAAUAAAUAAGUAAAAUAUUGAAUUAUGUAAAAUAUUUCAUGAAAAAUCUUAACUAAAUGACAUAUAUAGUUAACUAAUUUUAUGUCAAAACAUAACUAAUUGUUAACUUACCUUUGAUCAAGUACCUCAUCAUCCAAGAAACAGAAAUCAAUAACUUCUUUUUCUAGUCUCCUCAGACGACCGAGUGUCUUUGGAAAUCUCUCCAUUAAGUCAGAUAUGCAGUGCACUUCUUCUAUAGCAGAACCAAUGGGAAGACUGCUAUAAAAACUCCUAGCUUUUCGUUCAGGUUCAACAGCUUUGGUAGCAACAUUUUCAGAACCUUCAAUAUUCUUCUAAAUUGGACCCUUAUCACCAGGUCCUUUAUCAUCGGGACCCUUAUCACCAGUACCAACAUGAGAAGGAGACUUCUCAACAGAACCACCACCAGCGUUAUCACAACGAGCAUCAUCAUCAACAGUAUUGUUUUCUUUUUUCAAGUGUUCAGCAUAGGCAACAAUUGAGUCAGCAAUCUCAAAAAACAUAGGAUCACUAUAUCCUGGACUAUCUGACAAUUCUUGUCGCCUACUCUUUAACAGAUUUAUACGGUCCUUAUGGAAACUGGACACAACAUAUAAAUCACGGAAAUAUAUUUUCAUUGCUAAUUGCAACUCCUUCACACAACAAAAAAAGAAAAAUAUUUAGGAAAGAAAACAGCAGCAAAAUAGUUAACUAAUUGAAUUAUCUAAAUAAUUCAUGGAAAAAUAUAACUAAUUGAUGAAAUAGGUUAACUAAUUCAUAAAACAAAUAAGUUAACUAAUUGCUGUAAAAAGUUAACUAUUUGAAGGAAAAGGUUAACUAUUUGAUGAAAUAAGUUAACUAAUUGAUGAAUAUGAAACUAUUGGAAAGAUUCAUUAAAAAAUAAGUUAACUUAUAGAGAAAAAAUAGUUAACUAAUUGAUGAUAUAAAAUAACUAAUUGCUGAAAUAGGUUAACUAAUUCAUAAAACAAGUACUCCCUCCGUCCCUUAAUCCUCGCACCGCUUUCCUUUUCGGGUCGUCCCUUAAUACUUGCACCGCUUCUAUAAAUGGAAAUCUUUACCAAUAUUAUAUUAUUUCUCACACUUACCUAUUACCCCACCUACACCCAUACUCCCUACAAAAAAUCAUUUAAAAAUCAUCAUUCCCUACUCACCACUUCCCACCCUUACACAUUUCCCACUAACUAUAUUAAAAAAAUAUCCCACUAUCAACUAACACCCAUUAAAUUAAUAAGUCAAUUCAAAUGUCUUAAACUCCGCACCGGUCAAACCGGUGCGAGUAUUAAAGGACGGAGGGAGUAACAUUUGUUAACUAAUUGAUGGAAAAAGUUAACUAAUUGCUGUAAAAGUUAACUAAUUUAUGCAAAAGGUUAACUAUUGGUGAAAUAUGUUAACUAAUUGAAGAAAAAGGUUUACUAAUUGAUAAAAAAAGGUUAACUAAUUGACAAAAUAGGUUAACUAUUAAAAAGAUUCAUUAAAAAAACAAUACAACAAAAAUAAAUAUGAACAUAAUCAUGACUUACACAUCACAGGUAUCUUGAAUUUCAGCAUCAGUUUGAAGACUUUCCGGAAUAUGGAACUCAAUAAUCCUGCUUCGAUCAGCUUGGGAAUUAUCCGGUGCACAUUCCGAAGGUUUAGCAGAAGCAGCAGGAGCUUCAGGAACCUCGAGUUUGAUAGGGUUAAGACCCCCUAACAAAUCAUCAAAAGUCUUAGACACGGGAUAGCUGGUUAUAUCAACAAAAGCUACCCCAAAACCCAUAUUCUCCUCGGGGACCAGACGUUCAGUCACUUGUUCAUCAUUCCAAUGUUGAACAAGUGCGAUUUCCUCAGGGGGGAUUACACCCCGAAAUAACGACCUUUGGAGAUAAGUUAUCUCCAAAAAUAGAAGACAGCCACCAACUUUGUCAUUCUUGGCGCUCUCUCUCCACCUCUCGACAACAGAACCAAGGUGGUGUAACAUAUAUUUACACCAACAUUGUUUCACAAUCUGUGAAACAUCCUCAACAGCCUUGAGAACCUUGAUAUCUAACAAACGGUUAGACGUAGGAGUCAAAAAGACACCUAUAAAAACAAUUAGAUAAUUACAUAAACCAAUAAGUAAAGCAGUUACAUCAAUUAUUUAACCAUUUAUUUCAAUCAAUUACACUAAGAAGAAAUUAGUUAAGCAAGCAAAGGAAUUAGUCAACAAUACUCAUUGCUGAAAAAAGGUAAACUAUUUUAUGAAAUAGUUUAACUAAUUGAUGAAAAAAGUUAACUAUUUUACGAAAUAGAUUAACUAAAUUAUGAAAUCGGUUAACUAAUUGAUGAAAUGCUGAAUAUGAAACCAUAGGUAUUUCAUUAAAAAAAAUAGGUUAAUUAAUUGAUAAAAAUAGUUCACUAAUUGAUGUAAAAAGUUAACUAAAUUAUAAACAAAGUUAACUAAUUGUAAAAUAGGUUAACUAAUUGAUGAAAAAAUUAACUAAUGGAUAAAAAAGGUAAAAUAAUUGUUAAAAAGGUUAACUAAUUAAUGAAAAAGGAAGAAAAAUUAAUGAAAAAGGUAAACUAAUUAAUGUAAAUAGUUAACUACCUACUUGCUGUUAAAAGUAAAUAAGUUAAGCAUCAAAAAAAAUUAGAAAUAUUUUACCUAAAACAUAUACCACAAAGGCACGUUUAAAUUCAUCUCCACACUCAUUUGUUGUCAAAAAAGACUCCAACUCCGCCAAGGUGGGAGCCUGCACAGUUGGUUUCUUGUGGAACUUCUCAUUCCAUCUCUGAAUCAUUGCAUGGUUGGCAUCUCCUUCAACCCGCUUUCUUGGCGUCUCUUAAACAUCAACAUCAUUGUUCCAUGACAAGCCAAAGACGUCAUAGACAUCAUAUUCAUAUAACUGAGCAUUAUGAUUUUCUCCAAACUAGAGCAUAUGACCAACACAAUUCAAAUUCCGAAGUAGCCAUGGAACAAGGCGUGUGUUGAUGUCAUGAAGUCGAAUACUCAACAAACCACCAAAACCAAUUUCUUUAAUAGCUUUCACUUUGUUAUCAUUCUUCUUUAUAGCAUCAAGAAGAUUAAUCAACACCUCUGGUCUACAACUUAGUUUGUAACCCCUACACAAAACAAAAGAAUUUAAAACAAAGAAUAUGUUAAAGGAAGAAAAGAAAACAGUUAUACUAAAUGCUUGACAUUCAUAGCUUUGAAAAGAUAAUUACAUAAUCAAUUUUGAACUAA